Messenger RNA from Lacerta agilis (Sand lizard), 1242 nucleotides. RefSeq names its product C2 calcium dependent domain containing 4D (gene C2CD4D). The record is from RefSeq and is a predicted model, not a curated record. The coding region runs from base 34 to 1101 and encodes 355 amino acids. The transcript has a single exon. NCBI's taxonomy places the organism in Eukaryota, Metazoa, Chordata, Lepidosauria, Squamata, Lacertidae.
AUUCCCCCUCGCCCGGCCUCCGCCUGCCCUGAGAUGUUCUCCAGAAGGAAGCCCCCCAGCCCCUGCCCCACCUUCCCCAACGUGAUCACGCCGGACACGAUCCCCACCUUCUUCAUCCCUCCCAACUUGGCCAGCCUGCAAGGGCGGCACUCGUGCAACAGCCCCGACGGCCGCAGGAUCCUGGCCCGGCCGGCCGAGCAGCACGUCAUCCAGGUGGAGAGCCCGGAGGAGGGGGAGCUCCAGGCCGUGGGGCGGCUCUACAGCACCUCCUCCAUGCCCCACCUCGCCAGCCCUGCGGGUGUGCCCUUCCUGCCCGAGAGCCCGCACACCCGCCGCCGGGAGUCCCUCUUCCACGGCGGGCGCCUGCCGCGCCGGUUGCAGGGGGCCCGGUUCUCCGCCCCGCCGACGAGGCCUCCCCUGCAGCCUGGUUUAAUGUUUGACAGUGACACGGCCUCCUCCACCGAGACAUCCCCUUUCAGCUCUCCCCUGCUGAUGCGGCCUCUGAGCUGCCCUCCGUUCUGUCCGGCCUACGGGCAUCGCCGAAGAUUCGCCCUCUGCCCCACCGACGUUGGCGCUGCCCCGCGGCCCAACUCCUUGUCCACGGAGGAGACCAGCUCUGCGGACACGAGCCCCAGCUUUCCGCGACGGGAGAAGGAUCCCCCCUGGGGCUCCCCUGCCCCGCUGCCACUCUUCCCGCUGGACCUGAUCCGUUGCCACGAGCGGCUCACCAAGGAGGUGGUGCUGACGGUGAGCAAAGGCGGGCGGCUGAGGCUCUCCAGCGAGUACCUGCAGCCCCAGGGGCGCCUUCGCGUCCGGCUGGUGUGCGCCGAGGCCUUCUACCCUCCCCACUGCGACCCGCGGCACGUCAGCUGCUGCGUCUCCUUGCAGCUGCGGCCCGGGGCAGGCCUGAGGCAGCGCAGCGCCGUCGUCAAGAGGAGCCGCAAUCCCAUCUUCAAUGAGGACUUCUUCUUCGAGGGCGUCUCCCCGGAGGAGCUGUCCAGGUGCAGCUUGAGGCUCAAGGUGCUCAACAAAGGCUCCGGCCUCCGGAGGGACGCGGUGCUGGGGGAGUGCGACGUCCCGCUGGAUUGCCUGUUGCCCUGAAGGGGGCGCCGGUGGACAGGCAACUCACUGACAGGAAGUGGGUGCUGUCGGCAGGAAGUCACUUCCAUUGGCAGGAAGAGGCAUGGGCAACUCCCCGACAGGAAGUGGAUGCUGUCGGCAGGAAGUCACUUCUAUUGGCAG